UGGAAGGCAGUUCACUAACAUUUUAAAUCGCAUUCUUCCACAACAGCCGCAGCAGUCGUUUCAACUUUUACCUGUGUCGAUCGCGUUCUAGGCCAGUAAUCCGGACAGAAUUCUUCGUUUUAUAGGCCAGUAUAUUCGUAUGUUGCGGUGAGAAUAAUUUUAGCGGUAUCAGUGCUGUUUCCGAUACGUGGUUUUGCAUUGACAUGCGAUUUUGAAAGGUAAAACCUGAAAGAAGCUACCGACCAGUUUCUCGUUGUUAUUUCGAGAAGAUAGGCCGUUGACCAGUGCCAAAGAUGAAGAUGCCCAAAAAGUAUACAUUGAAUAAAAUGGCCGACGGUAAUCAGGCGAAAACUUUGCCUCAGUACAUCGCAGCCCUUUCCGUUUGUCUAGGAGCUGUAGCCGCCGGAGCUAUCCUCGGUUGGACCGCCAACAUAUCGGAUCGAUUAAAAAACGCCGAAUUCAACGAUAUCGAAAUAACGGACGACGCUCUAGGAUGGAUCGGUUCGUUCGCAACAUUAGGAGCCAUGGUGACCUGUUUCCCCAUAGGUUUCCUCUGCGACAAAAUCGGUAGAAAAUGGAGUUGUAUCUUAACGGUGAUACCGUUCACGAUCGGUUGGCUACUGGUCAUUUUUGCUAAGAAUCUCAGCAUGAUAUACGCCGGUAGAUUUCUAACGGGAUUAGCCGGAGGGGCGUUUUGCGUCGCGGCGCCUAUUUACACGGCGGAAAUCGCGCAAACGAACAUCAGAGGAACGCUGGGAAGUUUUUUUCAAUUGUUAUUAACAGUCGGUAUUCUUAUUGUUUACGUAGCAGGCGCGUUCGUCACGCCUUUAACUCUAGCCGUACUAUCCGCUGUUAUUCCUUUGGUAUUCGCGGCCGUGUUCUUUUUCCAACCGGAAACUCCCGUUUAUCUAAUGAAGAAAAAUAACGGGGAUGGAGCUAAGAAGGCUUUGCAACGAUUGCGGGGAUCUGCGUAUAAUUGUGACGCGGAACUUAAAGAAAUUCAACACAACAUCGAAAAAUCUACUUCGGAACAAAAUUCGUUUGUGGAAAUAUUGAAAACUAAAGCUAGUAUCAAAGCUAAUAUCAUCACGUUCGGUCUUAUGUUUUUUCAACAGUUAAGCGGCGUUAACGCGGUAAUUUUUUAUACGGGGGAUAUUUUUAAAGCUGCCGGUUCCUCUAGCUUGAAACCGAGUACCGGAACGAUUAUAGUCGGUGUAUUACAAACGGCGGCUACGUUUUUAUCGGCUUUAAUAGUCGAUAAAUUCGGUAGGAAGAUCUUAUUGAUAAUUUCGAUCGUUUUUAUGGGGGUUUCGGGUUUGGUUCUUGGUGUAUACUUCUCGUUAUCUUAUAGAAAUCUCAUCGAUCAAGAUCGAAUCGAUGCUAUCGGUGUUUUACCGAUCGUGUGUUUGAGUGUUUUCAUUGUGAUGUUCUCUUUGGGUUUCGGACCGAUUCCGUGGAUGAUUUCGGCGGAAUUGUUGCCUCAGGAGAUUAAAUCUACGAUGUGUUCGGCGGCCGCUAUGUUUAACUGGUUUUUGGCUUUUAUAGUCACUAAGUUUUAUGUUAAUUUGAAAGAAGGCGUCGGACCGGACGUUACUUUCUACAUUUUCUCGGGAAUAUGCUUCUUGGGAGUUGUUUUUAUUGUUUUCCUCGUACCCGAGACGAAAGGUAAAACCGUCGCGGAAGUACAAGCCAUUUUAAGCGGUGAACCGAUUAAAUCUAGCGAAAAAGAGGGUAUCGACAAUCCUUCUUUCGAUAAUUAGUCAUAAUUUUUAUUUAAAGUACCUGGUUUUUAAAUAUAUUUGUUGUUUUUUUUAGUAAUGUUUUACAUCGUAUUCGACUUUCGUGAUUUACACGUUGAUCGUGUGAUCCGAAAAUAUUUUAUCUUGUGAUUUUAAAAUUUUAUCUGUUUUAAUCGUUUUAUAAUUUUUUUUCUGAUUUUAUACAAAAAACAAAUUUAAAUCGUGUAAAACGCUAAAAACAAAAAAAAUUAUCUCUAUUUUUUUAAACCCCACGCCACUGGCAAACAUUAUUUUGACAGAACAAUAAUCGAUUAUUCAUCGAUAGUACGAAAUAAUUUGAGAUUUGUAUCCAACUUCCCAUAAAUUUGUAAUACUAAAUCUACGACGUCAUUAUUUCGUACGCUUUAAAAGAGAUAUCGUGAAUAAUUUAAUUUGACAUAUGUCAGCUCACUCUUAUAAUUCAAUUCCAUCAAAUUCAUUUGUGUGCGAAUGUUUUUGUUUUAUAACAACGAUUAUUUUAAACAAUUAAAAAUCUAAAAUUAAAUAAAUAGAUCGUAUUUGAAUAUUUAUAACUAUGUGUGAAAAUGUAUAUUUAGUCAAUUAUAUGCCAUUAUCGAUAUUAUUGAUUGCUUAAUUUAUUAUAUUUUAUUUAAAAAAAAAAAUAUUAAAAUCAUAUUAUAUUA
Molecule: messenger RNA, 2422 nt
Organism: Diorhabda sublineata
Lineage: Eukaryota; Metazoa; Arthropoda; Insecta; Coleoptera; Chrysomelidae
Gene: nebu
Product: facilitated trehalose transporter Tret1
Exons: 4
Coding region: 294-1760 (488 amino acids)
Biological process (GO): transmembrane transport; carbohydrate transport
Cellular component (GO): membrane
Molecular function (GO): sugar transmembrane transporter activity
Source: RefSeq, a predicted model, not a curated record